AUGAUAUUAUUGUGUUUACUUGCGAUCGCGACAGCUUUUGUGCAUUGUGACAUAAAGGAUGACCACGAGAUUAAGUCGUUGCCCGGGCUGACUGUUACUCCGAAAUUCAAGCAAUAUGCCGGGUAUCUAAAUGUGUCUACAACACGGAAAUUGUCGUAUUGGUAGGAAUGCUUUACAAGGAACAGAGAUAAUACAAGUUUGUUUAACUUUAGGCUUGUUGAAUCGCAAAAUGACACCGAGAAAGAUCCACUGCUCUUGUGGUAAGGAUGACACGAUAAGGCCUUCUUGUUGACCACCCCUUCUGACAGUAUAUUUUUCCAGGUUAAAUGGCGGUCCAGGUUGUUCGUCAUUCUUUGGAACAGUCAUUGAGAACGGACCAUUCCGACUAGAUCCUGGAGAUCAUGUUGAACUCGUCUUGAAAGAGAAUCCGCACGCUUACAACACAGUAAGUCAGCUGCGUUUUUCCUAGCCCUUUUCCUUAUAGUUUGCCAAUGUUCUCUAUUUGGAAAGUCCCGCAGGCGUUGGAUUUUCCGUUACUGACAAUCCGGACUAUGUAAAUGAUGAUAAUACUGUAAGUCAGUCAUACUAGAGCAUCAAUCACAAAUUUCGCGUUUUUCAGACGGCAAUUGACAACCUAGCCUUCCUCAAGGCGUUCCUUGAAGUUCAUCCAAACUUCAAAGGGAGAGAUUUCUAUAUUUCCGGCUUUAGUUAUGCCGGAGCUUAUGUUCCCACACUCGCGGAGAAGGUACUUGAAGCUGGAGAUUCCUUGGCAUUGAAGUUGAAAGUAAAUCGUAUUAUUACAGCAAUGUUCCUUGCAGUUAAACAUGCAAAAAAACAAUCUGUUUAGGGUUUGGCUAUGGGUAAUGCCGUAACAAAGAAGAAGUGGCAGCUUAAAUUCUCACUCCCGAUUUACGCUUUCCAUGGGCUCAGAAGUUCGUUGCAAUUUGGCGAAUGGAUGAAGAAAUAUUGCCCGACUGGCUUUGAAAACUAUUGCGGAGAUGAGAUUGCAGAUGCUGAUUUCGUGAUGGACCCCGGUGUUAACGCAUACGAUAUUAGUCAAAAAUGCGGAAGCGAUACGGCCUGCGCCGGGAGCGGAAUGAGCCACUACUUCAACCAGCCGGAAGUGAAGAAGGCGUUGCAUUUUGAUGAUCAAGCAUGGACAUAUUGCAAGUGAGUGACUUACGAAUGACUUUGGACUACUGAAAUUUAGGGGUUUGAACUACAAUCAAUUUAAUGAUAUGGAACCAAUUGUUCGUGGAAUUUUGGACAAAAAAAUCAAGGUUUUGUAUUUCUAUGGAAAUCUGGGUAGGUCCAGGGACCUAUACCUAAUACCACUUAAAAAUUUCCAGACACCAUUUGCCCAUUUAUCGAUGGAGACCUGUUUACUCGAAAGAUUGGUGGAGUGGGACAGAGCGAUCAUUGGUUUGUCGAUGGGAAUUACGGCGGCACAAGGACGGUCUACCCAAACAACCUGAUCUUUACAACAAUCGCGGGAGCUGGCCAUCCAACGGCUUUGGGCAAACCAAAGCAGAUGGCUAAUGUUCUCCGGAAAUUCAUCAACGAUAUCAGUGAUUGGAAUGAGUAA
Bursaphelenchus xylophilus (pine wood nematode) is the source of this 1585-nucleotide messenger RNA. NCBI's taxonomy places the organism in Eukaryota, Metazoa, Nematoda, Chromadorea, Rhabditida, Aphelenchoididae. The record is from the annotation of a GenBank genome assembly.